AUGGAAAUCGACUAUUUGAUUACAAUAAAAGUGCUAAGUAUGAUUGUAAUGUUUUUGAUGAUUAUUAUAAUGGGAAAUAUUCCUUUAAGAUCAACAGCUUUCAAAGGAAAUUAAUUAUUAUUAGAAUUAACAGGAGCAUUUUCAGGAGGAUUAUUUUUAUCAGUGGGAAUAAUUCAUUUAUUACCUGAGUCUAUGAAAUAAUUUCAUCUAUUCUAUAAAUCCUAAGAAUUAGAAUCAUUUGAAGAAUUUCCUUAUGCUUGUUUAAUCACAGUCCUAAGUUUUGCUUUGAUUUUGUAUAUUGAAAAAAUAGCAUUUAUUCAUGAUCAUACUAUUGAUGAAAAUCAUUCUAAUUAAGUUACUGUAAUAAACUAGCAAGAAGUAUUUGGAGAAUAGGAUUGUCCUGAAACAAACAAGCAAUAAAUAACAUCAUCUUAGAAUUAAGAACUUGAUGAAGCAACUAUAAAUUCUUUAACUCCUUAUAUAUUAUAAUUUGCGAUUGGUAAAUAUAAAUUGUAAUGAGGAAUUCAUGCAUUUUUUGAAGGUUUGGCAAUUGGAAUAGAAUAAUAAGUACCUUAAUGUUUAGGUAUUUCUAUUGCAGUGAUUUGUCAUAAAUGGGCUGAAGGUUUAACUUUGGGUUUAUCUUUCAAAAAAGCAAGUAUAUCAGCAUAUAUGAUUAUCAUAGAUACAAAUUUAUAAAGUGCAACAAUAAUGAUUUUCAUUUAAGGAAUCAUUAAUCCUUUUGGUAUACUUAUAGGAUGGCUCUUAUCAAAUCAAGGAUUUAUCAUAACUGGAAUAUUUUAGUCAAUAUCUGCAGGAACAUUCAUUUAUAUAGCUACAAUGGAAGUGAUUUAAGAACAAUUCAAUAAGAAAUCAAAUUCUUAUUAAAAAAUGAUGAUGUUCCUAUUUGCAAUAGGAUUCAUUAGUUCAAUAUGGAAGAUAGAAAAAUUAAGUUAUUGA
This is a messenger RNA of Paramecium sonneborni, 957 nucleotides long. The record is from the annotation of a GenBank genome assembly. Lineage: Eukaryota; Ciliophora; Oligohymenophorea; Peniculida; Parameciidae.